AGUAAAAAUUACAGACGCACAAUAAAAAUGGCGACUUCCAUGCAAAUUUGUAAUUUAUCCAAUAAUUUAGAAGAAUUUCUCCAAUCUGAGUACAGUGCAUGUAUGUUUUGCCAGGGUUUUUAUGGUAAAAGUUUUGGGCAGCCUGUGUGUAGCACAUGUCACUUGUUUUUGUUCUCAUCAGACAUCAACAGAGAUGAAGGAGAAGAGGAUAUCUACACUGAGAAAGCAGAUUCCGGAGACAGUGGUAAUGAGGAGCCAGAAAUGGCGCAAGAUUUCUGUGAUCACAGUCCCCUCCCAACCAGUUCAACGCCUGUGCGAGCAUCGCAAGUGUCCCACAAGAUGGACAAGUUAGCUGAAAGGAUUGGUAUGCUGACAUUACCACGGGAAAGAGAUCAUGUGCCCGAGGGACUGGUGGACUCUUUACCACCUGAAGUUUUAUUGGUAGUGUUCAAGUAUCUGGACGACAUUUCAUUAUGGACAGCAGGAAUGGUUUGUCCUAGGUGGCAGCAGCUCUUACAAGGGGAGACCAAUGAUUCAAAAUGGCGGGAAUUUACAAAACUUAGAUGGCCACUUUUUAAUCCACAUUAUAAAGUAAAGAAAUGGAAAACCAUUUAUACAAAAUUGUUGGAAAGCUCACCUUGUAGACACUGUUUGGAAAGCAUGAUGUUACAGAGUACGCCACCUAUAGAAGAGAAUUCAUGGAGACAUAGGCGACUAAGGAGUGAACUUAAAACCCUCAAGUCUGAUCCUCCAGAAGGUAUACGUGCUGAACCUUUGGACCGGCACUGUUGCCACUGGCAGGCUUCUAUCACAGGACCACAAGGAAGUCCAUAUGAGGGUGGCUUGUUCCUGUUAUAUUUACAAAUUCCAGACAGUUAUCCAAUGAGACCCCCAAAGGUUCAGUUUAUAACAAAGAUAUUUCAUCCUAAUAUUAGUCGACAUGGAGACGUGGGCUUAGAUUCUAUACACUAUAACUGGAGCCUGGCUCUAACUAUAUCUAAAGUUCUAAUAAGUAUCCAGUCUUUAUUGACAGACCCAUAUUGUGAUGUGUGCAUGGAACCAGCCAUUGGGUCCUUGUACAGUAAAAAUAGACAAGAGUUUGAUAGAAUAUCACGAUUAUGGACGUGGAAGUACGCAAUGCACGAUUUCCUCAUGCCUAUGGAAAUAGAUCUGAAUGGAUUAUAGCAUUAUAUGAAACGAUACUAGAGAGGUUGCAAUUUCUAAUUUGUUAGCUGAUACAGUUGUGAAGAAUUUGUUUAAAAGCAAAAUGCCAUCAGAUUCUUGCAAAUUUUCAUGAAAGUUUUGAAAAUGCAUUUAAAAGUAAAAUAUUGUCAAGUGAACAAAGAAAGUAAUUUACACAUUGGAAACAACACUUACAAUCCACGUAAAUUAUCUAAAAGAGGUCAAAAUAUACAAAGAUACCUCUUACUGUGUUAGUAAUGCAUUAGAAUUAUAAGUGAUUGAUACUGCAAAAUCGGUCAUUAAGCGCACAUAACAUGUAAAUAAUUAAUUAAAUACUGAAUUUUUUUUUACUUACUUUUAAGAUCUUAAUAAAUUUUUCUAAAGAUUAAAUUUCUUGAAAUAUUUUGGCUCUUUUGGAGGUGUGCAGCUUUAAACAAUAUUUUAACAAUGUUUGCAAAGUUCUUAUUUUAACAUAUUUUAACCCUUAACCUGCUGAAUGGUUGUAAUUGAUUUGUCUUGUUUUAAAUUUGGAACAGUCUAUUGAAACUUUAAUAUCAAAAAAACAAAUGAGCAGUGCCAUGACAAAACCAACAUAAUGCUUUUGUGACCAACAUGGAUCCAGACCAUCCUGCACCUCCAUGCAGUCUGAUCAGGAUCCAUGCAGUUCGCUAUCAGUUUCUCUACUUGUAAUAGGGUUUGUAAGCAAACAGCAUGGAUCCUGAUCAGACUGCACGGAUGCGCAGGCUGGUCUGGAUCCAUGCUGGUCACAAAUGCUCUAUGUUGGUUUUAUCAUGGCGCGGCUCAAAUAAAUGAGCUAAACAUAGUAUUACGGUUGAUCAGACAGAACAGAUAUGCAGGCCCGCCAAGCUCUAUACCGAUGGUAAAGGUGAAUCACUUUUUUUCAAAUGGAAUAAGGGUUAAAACUGACAUAUGAAUUUACUGCAGUGGUUACAAACAUGACCUUUGGUUGAUUUUGCUAGAGUUUGUUCUACAGGAGUUGCAUCUAAAUCUAAAAACUAUAAAUUUAUAGGAAAAUCUUAACUGCAUAAAAUAAGUAGCAAGGAAUUUAUCUCAUGAAAAGCCUCAUAUCAAAUUGAUCAAUAUGUUCAUAAAUUAUGUAUAAAUAUGCUAAAAAAUCAGUAAAAAUGUAAAGAGAUCGAAAGUGUAACAAAGUUAAAAACGAAAAAAAUAUAUAAAAUGCUAUCAUUGAUAUAUGUAACUAUGUUGAAUAUGCAUAUAAAUUUUAUUUUGAAAAUACGAACAAAAAUCAAUUAAUAUGCUAAGAAAUGAAAAGAUGUGCUAAGAAAUUUAAUUACUAAAUUGUAAUCUCUCUAGUUUUUAAAGGUUGUGCAAUUAUAUAUUUGUUAAUGACUUAAAUUGUUAUUGUAGCUUAUCUUGCAUAAUUGAUUAUAUUUGUUUAUCUUUUAUUUUAUGUUUUAAUAUCAUUUUUCUUUGUUAAAGACAAAUAUUAUUUUAUAUUUUCCCCAAUUUUGCAUUUAUGGCAACUUUACAUUGUUCUACAAACCAUAUUU
Molecule: messenger RNA, 2714 nt
Organism: Ruditapes philippinarum (Manila clam)
Lineage: Eukaryota; Metazoa; Mollusca; Bivalvia; Venerida; Veneridae
Exons: 7
Coding region: 28-1185 (385 amino acids)
Molecular function (GO): protein binding
Source: RefSeq, a predicted model, not a curated record